Fusarium odoratissimum NRRL 54006 is the source of this 867-nucleotide messenger RNA. RefSeq lists its product as uncharacterized. The record is from RefSeq and is a predicted model, not a curated record. The transcript has 2 exons. The coding region runs from base 1 to 867 and encodes 288 amino acids. Lineage: Eukaryota; Fungi; Ascomycota; Sordariomycetes; Hypocreales; Nectriaceae.
AUGCCCACUGUAACAUCGGUCACUCAGGCCAAGAUAACCAAUUUUGGGCCACUAACAACAACCUAUACGGCGCCAGCAUCAUGUGCCACAGCAACAAACCACCUUUACUUGGCUGAUUAUAGCGACAAGCCCGAAUAUCUCUGGGCUUACCCUACCUGCACAAUGCAGCUGUAUGGGAAAUGCAUACCGUCCGGAGAUCAAUACGAUCAUCUCAUCACAGCAACAUAUGCCAAGACCCUUGACAUUGGCUUUUAUCAUUAUUACUCACCGGGCCUAUAUUGCCCUUCUAACUGGACAACCGCUGGGAAAUAUGUCAAAGGAAAUGGAGGCACUGCACAGAUAUCGGGGGAUCUAACCAAGACGGAAUCAGGAAUCGUGCCGGCCAGGUGGGAGCCAGGUCGGCCAUUCCCUACAGAUCCGACAAGUGUUUGGAAACAGGUCUUGGAACCAUCAGAGACACUAGCUGUUUGUUGCCCAAGCGACUACACGCUUGACUUUAAUGGAAACUGCUACUCAGUACUUGGUCCAAUGUCUUCGUACGGAUACACAGAGAUAUGCGGGUUUCUAAAACCGACCAGCGUGGUACCCAUGACAAGCAUGAGAGGAGACUUUCCUGUUGAAAUCUAUACACAACCUAUUCCUCUAGCAACAUUUACACGGGACUUGCAGACAGGAGAAUUGAAGGGAGACGACAUUGUUGUAACAAGGGUUCCAGCAGUGGCGCUUAUUCAUCAGGAAUCGGAUUUCACCAAAGCUAGUAAAGAAGAUGGUACUAAAGAGAACUCGGCACAGAGUAUGAAUGAGAGCAGUUGCGCUAUGCUCCUGUUCGUAAUGGCGAUGAUUAUAACACUUGUAAUAUCCGGGUAG